Messenger RNA from Aspergillus welwitschiae, 1804 nucleotides. Its product is annotated as DnaJ family domain-containing protein. The coding region runs from base 43 to 1605 and encodes 520 amino acids. The transcript has 2 exons. The record is from RefSeq and is a predicted model, not a curated record. NCBI's taxonomy places the organism in Eukaryota, Fungi, Ascomycota, Eurotiomycetes, Eurotiales, Aspergillaceae.
ACUAUAUUUGAAAAUUGGUUUGCACUUUGAUCGGAGACAGAGAUGAGCAGAAGGCAUGUGAGCGCUUUUUACACUAAUACGGUCGCGCCGGUAUGUGCGCCGAGACGUCAGGUUAUUAUACCCUUAUCGAGAUGCUUCUCCGUUGGGAGCGUGCGGCGAACUGCGGCGAGUUCGAAGCCGGGCGAGCAGCAUGAGAAUACCAAGACACAAGAUGAGACGAAGGAGGAGGAACAGGGGGCUAUGGCGCGGCGACUGUCGGAUAUGACAGAGCAAGCCAUGCUGGAAGGAGGCCGGUCCGCGCAGAGAAACAUGCAACAGGCGGGGUUCUCGGACGAGUUGAAGCAGCGGCUAGAGGAGAGGGUGGCGGCGGCGGCUUUUAAGAACGAGUAUGCGACCGCGCACUCAAUUGUUGAUAUGCCGUCAAGCGCGGGUCAAGGAACGCGAGACAUCGCAGGCGCUCCGGCAUGGACCGGAACAGAAAACUCCCACGACAUUACGCUACGCAUGUUAGACGACUCCAAGAAGCGCAUACGCACACCAUACAAGAUCCCCCAACCAAAUCCGGUCGACAUGCGAAUAAGCCCGAAGCCCAAAGAGUCCGCCGGAUUGCGUCUAGCGAAAGCCCGAGAGCGCACGGCAACAUACUCCCUGAGCCAGAGCGAGGGUAUAUCAGAGGACGAGCGUGAAGCUAUGCGUCGAGAGAUGCGGGAACGGUUCUCCUCCGGGGCACGACCGAUGCCGGCCACGCUGCAGGGGUUGUCAGCGCUUGCGAACGAGCGGAUCGAGGAUGCGAUGGCGCGCGGUCAGUUUAACAGGAUAAAGAGGGGUAAGGGUGUGAAUACAGAGACGGAUCACCGAGCCAAUAGUCCAUUUAUCGAUACCACCGAGUACUUCAUGAACAAGAUGAUCCAGAAGCAGGAGAUUGUGCCGCCAUGGAUCGAGAAACAACAGGACCUAGCUAGGGAGGUUGAUCGGUUCCGAUCACGUCUGAGGGCAGAGUGGCGGCGACAUGCGGCCCGGCUGAUUGCCAGCGAGGGAGGGUCUCUGGAUAUACAGAUGAGACGGGCUGAUGCGUAUGCCGCGGCGGAGGCUCGACUGGCUGAAAGGGCCAAGAUAGAGCAAGCGUUCCGCGAGAGCGAUAGUGCGAGUAGUUCCGGAGGGCUGGACUCUUCAGACGGAGCUACGCAGAGCUCGGAUAGUACAGUUUCAGGGCCGCAAGAGGAUAAAGAUCCUUUACCCUAUGUUACGCCCCUGCGUGAUCCGCAAUAUAUGAACACAGAGCGCUCGUUUCUUGAACUGACGAUCAAGAACCUCAAUGCUCUUACUCGGACUUACAAUCUUCAGGCUCCUCCGGUGGCACAGAAGCCUUACCUCAAUCUUGAGCGUGAGCUGGCUGCAUGUUAUGCGGAAGUGGCUCCAAGCUUGGCGGAGGAAAUCAAGCGGCGUGCAACUGAACGAGCUCGUCCAAAGAAUUCGGGGCCUCAAGCUGCGAACAUCCUGGAGUCUCUGAGCACAUCGAGUAAGGUGCGUGUAUAUGAGGAGGAUCAGGCCAAGGGCUAUGGGUUCAAAGAAUUCUGGCGUGACCUUUUCUCGAAGAAGGAAUAAACGUUCAGAGAACUUGUAUAUAAUGAAGACGAUGUGCUGUGUAUGAUACUCUACCUGAAUAAUAGAUAUGAGUGAUACCGUUGAGCAAAAGACAAAGACGACUAUCCAUCUUACACGGCAAUCCGCGACGUUCUCCAUUUCAUCUAACAAUAUCCCGCUAUCUAAACCCAACUACCUCAACCAAUACCUAGCAUCGAAG